GUAGACUGCUGUUAAUGAUGAUGUGCAGUCGUUAAACACUUCCACGUACAGUAAAUAAUAUUUAGUCAAUUUGAACACAUAAAACAGGAGACUUGAUAAAUAAUGUGCAAAUCAAGUCAUUUGCUAUUAACGUAUGGAUAAGUUAAAAGAUUCAUAAAGAAGUGCUAAAUUAAAUGUUAUUUGCUACAAUAGUCGCACACAAAUGGGCAAGGAUCAGCAUUUAUUGGAGGCAGCGCGCAAUGGCGACAUCGUAACCGUUGGCAAGCUGCUCGAGCUGACAACCAAGCGACAUGGUCCAUUGUCCAGUUUUCGGCGCAGUGUGAAUAUUAAUUGCCAGGAUGUCAAUGGUUACACGUGUCUGCAUCAUGCCUGCCUCAACGGACACAGCAGCAUUGUGCGCCUGAUCCUCGCCCACAAUGUCCAGGUGGAUGUGCCGGAUAUACGCGGAUCGACGCCGCUCUUCUUGGCCUCGUGGGCGGGUCAUCAGGAUAUUGUGAAAAUGCUGCUCUUUAACACUCCCGUUGCGGCGAAUCCCAAUGCGCAGACCAUUGAGAAUGAGACACCGCUGCAUUCGGGCGCCCAGCACGGACAUAAUAGCGUCGUAGCCAUACUCUUAUCGUAUGGCGCUGAUCCCACCAUACGCAACAAUAGCUUCCAGACAGCUUUGGAUCUGGCAGCACAAUUUGGCCGGUUGCAGGUGGUGCAAACGCUUCUACGUGUCGCACCCGAUCUGAUAGCACCGUAUCGGCGGUUUGUUGAGAACGAGAGCUCGUACGAGGUGCUGGAUUACUCCAAUCGAUAUACGGCAACGCCCACAAAGCUGAUCUUCACGCACACAUGCCUACACUUGGCUAGUCGCAAUGGCCACAAGAAAGUGGUUGAAACCCUGCUGGCAGCCGGCGUUGACGUCAACAUUCUCACCCACGCGGGCAGCGCACUGCACGAGGCAGCGUUGUGUGGCAAGAAAUCUGUGGUUGUUGCACUGCUCAAGGCGGGCAUCGAUGUACAUGCCACAGAUGGCAACGGACGCACCGCACUCGAAAUACUCAACGAUUACCCGCCCCACGUCACCUACGAGAUUGUCGGCGUCAUAAACGAAUUUACAAAUUUGGCCGAGUCGCAGCUGUUGCGCUCAAACCAAACGCAGCUGGUUAACCACAGCAACAACCACAUCAACAACCACAGCAACAACAGCAGCAACAAUAAUCUGGUUUUGGAGAACAACGGUCAAUCGCUGCCCCGGCGUCUGUUCGAAAAGAACGCACAGCGGCACAAGACCAGCAAGCACAAUGAUCCAGCCAGACUGAGGAACAAGCAAGACCAAACCAAUGGACUUUCGCACUCUUUAAGCUCACUGGAUAAUUAUACGCGGCCGCCAGCGAAUUAUUUGGACAUGAAACCGGUCCGUCCACAAAAGUCCUUCAAUGAUGUGCACACUCUGGAGCCACGUGUGGAUCAGAUGUGGAUCAGCUACAAGCCCGUCUACAAGCAGCCCUACCAGAGUGCCCUACUUCAGGACAGUAAUAAUUUCUCAAAUGGUUCAAUACCCUCGCGCUCCUACGAGUACAUCAAUCUGCUCAAAACAACAGGCUCCAGCAGUGAGGAGCAGAGCACCACCAACAGUUGUAGUUCUGCAUCGGCUCCUCGUCAACCAAUUGUUAAUUAUGUGAAAAUGACACUGCCAGAUCCAUCGCCAUCUCCAAUUCCCGCUCCACGCCGGCACAUAAACGCUGACUAUGCCAAUCUGCUGCCCGACACAAGCAUUGAUAACAACAAUAACAAUAACAAUAGCAGCAACAACAACAACAAUAGCAGCAACAACAACAACAAUAGCAAUAGCAGCAACAACCUGAAGAUAAUGCGACAUUCACCGACUCCAGAUUAUCCGCCACCCACUGUCAACGAGGCAGAGACGACAAUCUUUAAUUUCAUGCAGCCUGUGUUGCCACGAACUCUUGAGGAGUCUACGACAUCAUUUUCUUCGGAUCAGGUGGAGGAAUUUGUGGGCGAUAUGCCAUUUGCAGGUCUCUUCAAGGGAUCAACACUGAACUUGGCACAGGAUAUGGUGGAUGGUGGACGUGGAGCAUCCGUGGCACGUGAGAACUUGCGGUCACCCAGCAUGGUGAGAUCCGUGAAUGCGUUGAACAAUCAACGCAGAAGUCUGUCCAAGCAGCGCUUUUCCACAACUGGCGAGGAUUUUAGUGCUUCGCGUGUCUGGGCUGAGAUCGAUACGAUCUUCGAGCAUAUUGGUAAUGAAGUGUCCACAGUGGAAUACGAACAGGAUGGACACGAGGAGGAGGAGCAGCAGCAGCAGGAGGUGGAGGUGGAGGAGGAGGUUGAACAGGUGCAGGAGGAACCACAACGUUGCCCGGUCGUAGAUCCGAGACAAUCGCUGCACAUACGCAGUCCUGUCGAGCUGCUUUUGGGCAAAGCGGAGGAGAGUCCAGCUUCGCAUUGGUGCCAUUCGCCAUAUACGCUUGUCUACGGCGAAAUACGCUACUCCGUUUUUUAUUUGGGUUCGACUGUCAUACGGCAAUUGCAGGGAACAAUUUCGACUCGUAAAUCAAUACAGAAGCUAAAGAUCGAUGAGAACUUCAAGCCCACGGCGAGUGUUAGCGACAUUAGUCUGCUUGAGAACUGCACAACAUCCACAAAGUAUCUGAAAGCGGCCAAUUUGCAGACGCGUCUCAAAGUGGACAUCGCUGCCUCCUGCCUGGGCGUGAAGUUUAUAGAUCAUGAUACAAAGACUGCCAUCUGCUCGCAUGACAUCGAGAACAUUAAUUGUGUCUGUCAGGAUGCGGAAGAUAUGCGUUACUUCGCUUAUAUAACCAAAGAGCAGGAUCUACAUUAUUGCCAUGUCUUUAUGGUUGACAAUUUGGAGUUGGCCAACGAAAUCAUACUGACUCUGGGCCAAGCCUUUGAGGUGGCCUAUCAACUAGCCCUGAGCAGGCAGAAUACACCGCUUAACUUAACUGAAGAGUGCUAAGAAAUUGUGUGCCACAAACUGCCUUAUGAGGUCAUUUAUAAUAUUAACGCCAUUUUAUUGUUCAUUUCAUGUAUUAUUAUUUGACGUGCUAGUCGUUGAUGCCAUCAUAAAACUGUCAUUAUUUUGUAAAUGUGUCAGCUCUUUAAUAGUAUUUUUCAACAAAUCUUUGAAUAAAAUUUAAAUGGUUAAUUCAAAAA
This is a messenger RNA of Drosophila grimshawi, 3183 nucleotides long. Its product is annotated as ankyrin repeat and sterile alpha motif domain-containing protein 1B. The record is from RefSeq and is a predicted model, not a curated record. NCBI's taxonomy places the organism in Eukaryota, Metazoa, Arthropoda, Insecta, Diptera, Drosophilidae. Gene Ontology annotation, cellular component: cytosol. Gene Ontology annotation, molecular function: protein binding. Bases 203 to 2986 code for a protein of 927 amino acids. The transcript has 9 exons.